Messenger RNA from Rhincodon typus (whale shark), 1376 nucleotides. Its product is annotated as platelet endothelial cell adhesion molecule-like. The record is from RefSeq and is a predicted model, not a curated record. Gene Ontology annotation, molecular function: transmembrane signaling receptor activity. The transcript is spliced from 4 exons. The annotation marks the transcript as partial. Lineage: Eukaryota; Metazoa; Chordata; Chondrichthyes; Orectolobiformes; Rhincodontidae. Gene Ontology annotation, biological process: cell surface receptor signaling pathway.
AACGCUUUGCCGAGCCCGUACUGAGGGUGGAGCCGGCGGCUGAAGUAUUUGAGGGGGUCCAGGUCACGUUGAUGUGCAUUGCUCAGACAGCGCGGCCCUCCAUCCGGCUUCGCUACACAUUUUACAGAGAUGGCAGCGCCCUGGAGUCGGCGCCGGAUGAUGGCGGUGUGUACACCAUCAACGCAGCGGCUGCAAACGUUUCUGGGAAUUACGCCUGCGAAGCGAUCGAGACAACUUACGGUCGGAGGAAGAGGAGUGACAAUGUUCACCUUUCUGUUAAACAAGCGUUCGCUGUCCCGAAGCUGACCGUGCAUCCUGAGGGACAGCUAGUUGAUGGCCAACGGUUUAAACUGAUGUGCUCGGUUGAGGAGAAUCUUUCCGAAGCUUCCUUGCGGUACGGCUUUUACAGAAAUGGGAUCCCUCUCCAGUCUCCGUCCGACCACAGCGAUUACCUCUCUGAGUCAGCUCGUCCGGCCGACGCGGAUACUUACCAUUGCGAAGUCACGGGCAGUAAAGUGCGGAAACACAGUAAUCAGCUCCAUUUGUCCAUCAGGCGAAUUCCAGUGUCAAAACCAGAACUAAUAAUUCAACCCAGAAAUAAGCUAAUAGAAGGAGGUGCAGGAUUCUUAAUCUGUUCAGUCUCCAAUGGUUCUCUGCCGAUUUAUUACCAAUUCUGCAAGGGCUCAAGCAUGAAACUGUACUGGGAACAUUCCAACAGUACCAAGCUUGUUUACAACAUUGAAGGCAUCAGCAGAAGGGACAAAGGGAUGUACCAUUGCUCGGUGAGAAAUGAGGUGACAGGCCCUCUGCACAGUGAAGAAGUAGAGAUCACAGUGAUAGUUCCUGUCACAGAUGCUGCGCUGAUAUCCCACACCAAUGGGACUGAGAUACAGCCCGGGGACCGCCUUGUUCUCCGGUGCCUGGUGAGGGAAGGCACUGAGCCCCAGUUCAUUUGGUACCGUGACAACGUGCCGUUAAGAAACGGCAGUGCGAGCUCCCAUUUGACUGCCGAUGAUGGUGAGCUGAUUAUUCAUUCAUUCCGGAGAGACAAUGUCGGGAGGUAUCACUGUGCAGCGAUCAACAAAGGAACCAACGGCAUCAUUUUUAACGUGACCAGCGACUAUAUCGAAUUCACGCUGCGAGGUAAGAGUGACAGUCAGAUCAAACAUCGACAGAGCGCAGAGAAAGGCCAUUCGCUCCAUCCAGUCUGUGCCAGUCGGAAACAAUUAACCAUCUCAAUUGGGAAGGUGACGGCUGGAUGGUAUUAUCGUGAGGUUAUUAAUUCAACUACCUUGGUCAUGUUCCCAAGAUCCCAGUUCAAAUCCCACUCAUACCCGAUGGCAGAAUUUGAGCGCAAUAAAAAUCUGGAAGUAUAA